AUGUGGAGGCGGAAAUCAAAAACACUAACGCAAUCACCUGAUCUUGUGGAAGAUAUAGAAGUCAGUGUACAAUUGUCUCCUCAACUGAAACAAACUUGUUUACCCACCAAAUGUUUGCCAAGCUCUAGUGAUUGGCAGAAAUGUGCAGAUUCUUUUUCAGGACUUCAUCCUUUACCAGAAAGAGGCAAGAAGAGAAAACGUCACUGUGUUUCAGCAUUACAACAUGAAGCAGCAGAAAAAAAAUCAAAUAAAUCUCAAUCUGCAAAAGAAUUUGGAAAAGAUGAAAUUAUGUGGAGCUCAAGUGAUGAAGAUGUGCCUCCAAGCCAGGUUAUUCGAAGACAAAAAUCCCAACCGCAGCAGAAGGUACAACGCCAAAUCCUGGCGACAUCCACUCAUACUGCUUGGCCAACAGAACUUUGUAACAGCUUGCCGAGACAGAACAUGCAAACCAAAUUCAGGACAUCAUGUAAGAAAAUACCAGCAGAUGACCAGGAAACAAGCUGGCAGCAUCGGAAACAUGCAAAAUUAUUGACAAAAAAACUUCAUCCUGAUGAAGAAACUAAUUUUGAUGUACAAGAGUUUGAUGAUUCAGAUGAAGAUUUUAUUUCAAAACAACAUGAAGUACAAAAAUCUAUCACAAUUGACACAUUCAGUUCAGAUGAAGAAAGCCUUGCUAUUGGUUGUACAUCUCCCAACUCAUCUCCAAUAGAUGAACAGGUGUCAAACUCUUGUUCAAGGUCUGAUAUGGAUAUCUCAACAUGGUCAUCUUCAAAUUUCAGUGGGGAAUGUGCAGCCACAGAUGGUGGAGGUCGGAAAACAAGUGAGUGGUUGCAGGCUCUGCAGAUGAUGGAGACUAGUAACAUGUUUGGCUCAGUGAAAAAGAAACGAAGACACAAAUACAAAAAGGAUGGAUUGGCCAAAAAAUUGUCUCGUGUCAUUUCUAGAGAAAAGACAGCAAUGAAUAUUUGGUUAUAUCAACAAUCAUUGUUAAAUGACCAGAAGAACAUCUUGACAGCAUGUGUGCAUAGAUUUUUCCGUAAGUUUCGAAUGGUUAUUGCCUUAUGCUCUUUGGGAACACUCUCCAAAAAUCAUGAGUGGACACCAAAAAGUGGAGAAUCACGCCAAACUGUUCUUUUUAGCCGUAGUGUAUUUAAAAUUCUCAAGCUUCAGGCAGGUAGCGUUAUUCGCAUAUUUCCUCCAUGGCAGGAGAUGUUUUUGCCUUACACUGGUGAAAAAAUAUUACUAUGUACAUAUUACUGUCGGAAGGUGGAGCCAUUACCAUAUGUGUAUGAUAUGAUGGACAAUCCAUACUUAGGUUUGAGUAGAAUGGUCUGUAAGUCAUUUUACUGGAACUGUCCUUGUUCAACUUCAGAUGGUCCCCUCAGGUACUGUCCAGCUUCAACUUGUCCAGUUCUUACUAAAUAUCCAAGGAUACAGACUGGUGUCUCAAGUGAAGUCUUUGUUAACAAGCAGACGUCAGAGCCUUCAACUUCUCUCACUGUGGUUUGUGUGAUGACAGAAAAUGCUGCUACUGGAGAAGCCAGAACCAUUCUAAGCAGCAUCCAGGAAGCACCCAUCUCCUUCCAACAGGGCCUUUGUUUUCAGGCGAUGGUUCUGCGAAUAUUCUGCUCUCAUAAUCCCUCAGUGCUAAACAUGAAGAAAUGUCGCCAAAAUGUACAAAGCUGGUCAGUUUUAGUGGAAGAUAGCCAGGGCACUGUAUGCAUUGUCCGUAUCCCAGAACAAAAAACAGGAUCCAAGAACUCAUUGACUCAACUGAUUCAGUCAGCUGAAGGUGAAACCUGGAAUUUCUUUGGGCUUCGUGUUUUUAGUCGGUCGAACAGACACAAAGAUCCUGCUCUCUUCUCUCUCAUUGACAAAGUGUGGAUAUAUCCAUCACAUCAGAAUGAGUCACCUAAGUCCAGUAGUGAAAGUGACCAUGUAAUUACUGCUCAAAUGAAACCAGGCUUCUGUUAUGUAACAGGUCAUUCUGGGUAUAUAGGGGUUGAAAGUGGAGUGCUACCUUACAAAAACACUUUCAUCCUUGAUGAACCAGUUGCCCAACCCAAACUCUUGUUGCGGAUUUCAACUCUGAAAGAAAUAAAGCAACAGGAUAAUGAUACCGGCAGGAUGAGGUUGACAUUUAUUGCCAAAAUUUUCUAUCUGAGAUCAAAGUCCAAAGAACCUCAGCAAGAAAAUCAAUCUGUUGUUGGGGCCAAUGCCAAUGCCAAAAUGGUUCUCUUUCUAAGUGAUCCAAGUGUCAGUGAAGAACCUUACAGUCACAAUUAUAUGACUGUUUAUUGUCUGCCCUCGUGUUAUUUUCCCUUUAAACUGACUAACCCUGUACAAGCACCCGACUCAGUUCUUGUAUUGAUGAGAGAUGUCCUUUUUGAACAAGAUAUGCUAGCAUUUGCUGAUUGCUACACUAGAAUUUGGCUGUGGCCUCCACCUGACAACAUACAGCAUCAGUUUGUUCCUUCUGUGUGUGAAGAAUUUAUUCAAAAUUUCUGUAAUCUGUCUAUUCCUCUCCAGAGUUUGCAAGAAAAUUCUCAGUGUAACUGUUUGUUUAAAGUUCAAGGUGUGAUUUAUAGUGUGGACCAUAAAACAGCUGUCACCUGGGAAAUGUGUCCUUAUUGUGAUGAGGAACAAUUGGCCUAUAGACAGUAUAAUCAAGAAGACAAAGUGUUGGUAUGUCUAAAUUGUGAUGUCCAAGUGGAAGAAUCUGUUACCCACAUUAAUUUAGAAGUCAUCCUUCGUUGUCUUUCAUUACCUGGCCACUAUGAAGUUCGAGUAAAUCUGUUGCAGCCAACAGUUGAAUCUUUGUUGCCAAAUGAAGAUCAUAAAGAUGGAUAUGAUGUGUCAGCUGUACUUGGUCAGCAAGUUGGUCCUCUCACCUGUUUGCUAAAGAAACAAAGUACCUCCCAACAACACCCAGUGUUCUUCUUGGAAGAAAUUCAACCUGUGUAG
This is a messenger RNA of Acanthosepion pharaonis, 2964 nucleotides long. The record is from the annotation of a GenBank genome assembly. Lineage: Eukaryota; Metazoa; Mollusca; Cephalopoda; Sepiida; Sepiidae.